AUGACAACUGAAUUGGCUGAUGAAGUAGAAACCAUCAGAAAGACCUUUCCAAUUCUAUUACACGAUGAGGAAUUUUCAGAUGGAGCCAUGCACGUCUCUCUUCGUUAUUCGGAACGUGGUAAUAUCGUAGAGGCUAAUCUGUGUUGGGAUUGUAACAUGUCAUUAGAGGAUUUUGUAAAUAAUACUUGUUGUAAUGAAUAUCAUUUGCCAAUUUAUUUAAAAGAUAGUAUUACUCAUCAAUUGUAUGAAUUAGUUAGAGAGAGACAAUUAGUGAGAAAUGAUCAAAUUACUUGUGAUUUUUUCCAAUCAACUUUUAGACAUCAAGAUGAUGAUGAUGAGGAAUUGAAACAACAAGAAGAACAACAGGCACAUGUACAAUUUGGACAAGCAAUUGAUGAUUAUCGGGAUGAUGAUGAUGAUGAAGAAGGAGAAGGAUGUGAUGAUGAUGAUGAUGAUGAUGAUUAUUAUUACGAUUCGGAAGAUAAUGAAGAUGAUGUGGAACAAGACAAUGAUGAAGAAAAUAAUGAUGAAGAUUAUUCGGAGGAGGAAAUUACAGAAGAAGAGGCAACAACUGAAUCUGAUAUUGGAACUUAUACAACAACUGAAUCGACAAUAAUAGAAACUGAACAGCAUCCAAUGAACUUUUCACAAUUUUACAAGGUUUUUCAUUCAAGUGCUACUAGUCAAAUUACCUUGACCAAAGUAGCAAAUGAUUUAAAGUGUGUAUAUCAGGAUAAAUAUCAAGAAAGAGAUAGAGGCAUUAAUCAAAUUCAAAAAGAACAUAGAGAUGGAGUUGAACAAAAUAAUGAAAGAAUUGAUCAGGUUCAACAAAUGGUUCUUGAUCACAUGAAAGAAUUGGAAGAAUUUGAGGAAAGAUGGAAUUUAGAAUUGAGUGAAUUGAGAACGAAUAUCAAACAAACUUUUUGGAAUUUUGUGCAUGAUUUUGAAAAGGAUGAAGAUAAAUCCAAACCAAAAAACAAGCAAUCCAACACUGUUAGGAGUAAGGAAGAACUCCUACUACCAGGAUUCAGAUUGAUGGAACCAAGAGGCAAACAAUUUGAACUUUUAUUGAGAAAUGAAUUACAAGAAAAGUCAAAUACUCAGAUUGUUUCAAAAUUCGCCUACUUGAAAAGUAUUUUAAAGAGAAUUAAAAAGAAAUCUAAUUCUCCAAAGGUUACUGUCAAUGAUCCUUGGACCGUUGUUGAGGAUUAUGAUGCCAUUGAACAUGUUCAAUCAAGUUCGAGUACUCAUUCUAACAAUCCAGCAUCUAGUCAAGAGCUUGCUAAAUCUGCCCUCAACUCUAUCAAAAUAUUCAUGAAGAGUCUUUUCAGGGAUAACAGAUUACUGACAGAUAUUCCACGAUUGAUUCAAAAUGAAAGAUUCCACGUCUUGUCCUUCUACAAGAAGAUUGAACGAAUGUAUCUCGAGUCAGAUGAAAUUUUCAGUCCAUAUGAUGAUUCAUUUGUUUUCAUUGAGGAUGAGAGUGAGAAGGAGGAUCCAAACAAGAGAUUGUGUGGAAGAAUAUUUGUAAUUUACACUGCUGAUAUGAGCGAUUGUAUUUCUAAAAACUACAAGAAGGAUGAAGAGGAAAGAGACUAUGAGGAGGAGUAUCUUUUAUUCAAAACUAGACACUUGUACAAUUUGUAUCAAUCUAGAUUGAGUGCACUUGUGGUGAGUAGUUGCAUUCAUGAUGAUCCACAGGAUGAGAAUGAUUCUACCAUGAAUCAACAAGUUCUCUCUUGGACUAUGAGGGACAUGGAGAGAAUUUCAUUUGAGGCCAAUCAUGGACAAGGCCCAGAUUUUCAUUUCCCAUCCCUCAAUGAUCAAGUUUCCCAAAUGAAAAGAGACAUUAGAAGAAGGUUGAAGAGACAGGAGGCCAUUGAUUUGGGCGAAUAUUAUUUGACCAAACAUUCAAAUCUGAGUUAUGCCAAUUGCCUAUUCCAUAUGGUUGCACAAUUGGAUUCCAAAAAGGAGCAUAAUCUCGACGAUUACAACAAGAUUCUUCAAGCAUACUCAAAUAUUAUAGAUGAAUGUAGAAAUAUGGGUAUUAGAAAUUUAUCUAUUCAAUUACCACUCUCACUAUCUUACAAACAUCCUAAAAUUGAUGGAAAUUUACCAAAUGGAGAUACUAUUAUAUUGCAAAUUAGGGAUAUUAUGAAGAUUUAUUUAAAGAAACAGAAAGAAUAUGGAUCAUGGUUCCUCCCUAAUCUAUUCUUCUAUUGUCCAAAGAAUCCAAAACAUUCAUCAGGAGAUUUCCAAUGUCAGUGUCACUAUUCCAUUCUCAAAACAUCAGAUGAUAUUUUACAUGUUUCAGGUAGUGAAAAUUCAGACAAUCGCUAUGAAGAAAGUCACAAUGAGAAUGAUAAUCUUCACAAGUACAUUGUUGAACCAUUCUUCAAAUCUUAUUUGAAUUCCAAUAUUCAAUUACCACCUUCAUGGAUGCAAUAA
Naegleria gruberi is the source of this 2448-nucleotide messenger RNA. RefSeq lists its product as uncharacterized. The transcript is spliced from 2 exons. Lineage: Eukaryota; Heterolobosea; Eutetramitea; Acrasida; Naegleriidae. The record is from RefSeq and is a predicted model, not a curated record. Gene Ontology annotation, cellular component: cytoplasm. The coding region runs from base 1 to 2448 and encodes 815 amino acids.